UGCGCGUGGAGGGAGGGAGGAGCCGUGCGCGCUCCCGACACGCACUGUCUGUGAGAGAGAAGCGGCGUCCUCAUAACUUUUCCCUGACGGAUAAUUCAUGACAAAAAUCAGCGUAGUCGUGAAGGGAUUCCUGGAGACACGCCAUGUUCAAGGCCGUGCUGAAGAAGAGCAGAGAUGGCGGGAAAAACAAGAAGGAUGCAGGAGAGCCGUACCUGCUCAGUGCCCAGCGCAGGUGUCCCGGCGGUGGGAUGCAGGAUCCCGCUGGUGUCCAUCCGUUCCCACCCGCAGAUGAAGGCCUCAGACUCGGCCUGGCUAAAGGGGUCUCCAUGUCUCUCCCAUCAUCCCCUCUCCUGCCCCGGCAGACAUAUGUGAUGGCGGCUCGCCCGUGCAAGAAGUCUCCAGGACCUGUUAGAAAGCCCAAGUAUGUGGAGAGUCCUCGCGUUCCUGGAGAUGCGAUCAUGUCGUCGCUGAGGAAGCUUCCUGACGGUGCGACUGGCCCCUCCCCCGCCACUCAGGAGUUGAUGACACGCUUGGGGUUCUUGCUGGGCGAAGGCAUCCCGGGCUCCACGCGCAUACCUAUGGACGACAAGAAUGAAAAAAAGUGUCCAGUGAAUCAGGGAAUCAGUCCAUGUUCUACUCUGACCAGCAGCACGGCGUCUCCGUGUACGGACAGUCCCUGCUCCACCUUAAACAGUAACAGCGGCCGUCCUGUCUGUGGAACCAUCAUCAGCCCCAGCUCCACCCUCGAGAGCAAAGACAGCGGUAUCAUCGCCACCAUCACCAGCUCAUCAGAGAAUGACGACCGCAGCGGCUCCAGUCUGGAGUGGGGUAAAGAGGGCAGCAUAAGGAGCUGCGCUCAACAUGUGCGGCCAGACACGUGCUCUCCGGUGGCCGAGGAGGAAGCGUCAGCAUCCGGGACAGGGGUACGGAGCAUCUCCACUGCUAAGAAGACUUCAGGAGCCACAGGGUCUGAGGGACCCGUCCAGUAUCCCAUGCAGAACUCGUCCAGUCUGAUGAUGCCUCGGCCGAACUCAGUGGCAGGUAAGAGCAAUCAAUGCAUUUACCAGCAGAACACAAAGCAUCAGGGUCAUCCUGUGAUUACUGAGGCAAAGCUGAUCGUUGUGAUGGACGCUGAUGUUUUGAAGUCUGCAGAAGCUGUUGAGGUGUUUCGAUGCGGUGAAGCCGGUGAGAGAGACUCGGUCUGCGGUGCCGUUCACCAGUUGAAUGCGAAUGAAAGAGCGGUGGGUGAACAUGGAGGUGCCCUGAGGAGAGAGAGAGGGAAGCAGAGGUUUGCAGAGCUGCAUCUGUCUUUGCCUGAAGAACGCGUCAGUCUGGGAGUAUCGAGAGCUUCGUCAUCUGUCACAUGUCCAGGUGGGGAGCCGAGUUCAGAUCUGCCCCUGAGUCAGCCGCCUCAGCCGACCCCUCCACCCAGCACCACCAACACCCUGCGAUCCAGCAGCUGUCCCAGCACACCUGAGCUGCAGCAGCGCCGCGAGGAGGCCGUCAAGCGCCUGGCUGCCAAGGUGGUGGCGUAUCAUUACUGUCAGGCUGAUAACACGUACACGUGUCUGGUUCCUGAGUUUGUGCACAGCGUGGCUGCUCUCCUGUGCCGAGCGCAUCAGCUGACUGCAUACAGAGAGCUGCUGCUGAAAGAGCCGCACCUGCAGAGCAUGCUCAGUCUGCGCUCCUGCGUGCAGGACCCCAUGGCUGCCUUCCGCAGGGGCAUCCUCCAGCCGCUCGUCAACCUGCGCAAAGAGAGGAAGAUUCCAGAGGAAGACUGCAUCAUCUUGAUUGAUGGGCUGAACGAGGCGGAGUUUCACAAACCAGACUAUGGGGACACCGUCGCCUCCUUCAUCACCAAGAUCAUCUCCAAGUUCCCCAACUGGCUCAAACUGAUCGUCACUGUGAGAACAAGCCUUCUGGAGAUCACCAGUCUGCUGCCCUUCUCCAAGAUCAGCCUGGACGAAUUCCCAGACAACAAGGAGAUCGGGACGGACCUGAACGCCUACAUCCAGCACCGCAUCAACAGCAGCCAGAACAUCCUCAACAACAUCUCCCUCAACGGCAAAGCCGACCCCAUCAUCGUGGGCAGAGUCAGCUCCCACCUCAUCUCCCGCAGCCAGGGCUCGUACCUGUACCUCAAACUGACCCUUGACCUCUUUGAGAAGGGUCAUCUGGUCAUCAAAAGUGCAAGCUACAAGGUGGUGCCCGUCUCUCUGUCGGAGCUCUACCUGCUGCAGUGCAACAUGAAGUUCAUGACCAACUCUGCGUUCGAGCGCGCCGUGCCCGUUCUCAACGUGGCGCUGGCGUCCCUUCACCCCAUGACGGAUGAGCAGCUGUUUCAGGCGCUGAACGCGGGCAGCGAGCGGGGAGAGCUGCUGUGGGAUGACUUCCAGCAGAGGAUGGAGACGCUCUCGUGUUUCCUCAUCAAACGCAGGGAUAAGACGCGGAUGUUCUGCCACCCGUCCUUCAGAGAGUGGCUGGUGUGGCGAGGAGAUGGAGAGAGCUCCGACUUCAUGUGUGACCCCAGGAGUGGACAUGCACUGAUGGCCUUCAUGUUGUCAAGGCAGGAGGGAAAGUUAAACAGGCAGCAGACGAUGGAGUUGGGACACCACAUCCUGAAAGCACACAUCUUUAAGGGUCUGAGUAAGAAGACCGGUGUGUCGUCCAGUGUUCUUCAGGCUUUAUGGAUCAGCUGUAGCACUGAUGGUCUUUCUGCUGCUUUGGUCUCUCUUAGGAACCUCUACACACCCAAUGUCAAGGUGAGCCGUCUGCUGAUGCUGGGUGGAGCGAAUGUAAACUACCGUACGGAGGUGUUGAACAACGCCCCGGUCCUCUGCGUCCAGGCUCACCUGGGCCAUCAGGAAACGGUCAGCCUGCUGCUGGAGUUCGGAGCAAACGUGGAUGUGGUUUCAGAGAACGGCAUGAGUGCUUUGUGUUACUCAGCGGCCGCUGGUCAUCUGGAGCUGGUCAGCCUUCUCUGUAAGAGAGGAGCCAAGGUGGAUCACGUGGACAAGAGCGGCCAGUGUGCGCUGGUGCAUGCGGCCCUGCGGGGUCAUUCAGAGGUCAUCGAGUGUCUGCUGGAGCUGAGCUGGAGCAGUGAGGGUCAACAGGACCUGAGCCUGAAGAACAAAGCCCUGCAGCAGGGGCUCAUCGCGGCCUGCAGUAUGGGACACAUUCAUGUGCUGGAAGGCUUGUUGACGUUGAGUAAUGAACUGGCGGUGCAGAUUGAUGCCCACGACACACUGUGGGGCGAAACAG
Molecule: messenger RNA, 3261 nt
Organism: Sinocyclocheilus rhinocerous
Lineage: Eukaryota; Metazoa; Chordata; Actinopteri; Cypriniformes; Cyprinidae
Product: protein TANC1-like
Exons: 18
Molecular function (GO): protein binding
Source: RefSeq, a predicted model, not a curated record